Molecule: messenger RNA, 1260 nt
Organism: Striga hermonthica
Lineage: Eukaryota; Viridiplantae; Streptophyta; Magnoliopsida; Lamiales; Orobanchaceae
Source: the annotation of a GenBank genome assembly
AUGGUUUACAUUGUUUUUUCACAGAGGCGGUGGGUGUGGGUGUGGGUGUGGGUUUAUGUCGUGUGCUGCGGGUUUAGUUUUACUGUUGUUGAAGACGGUGUCGUUUUGAUAGAUGAUGCGAUCAAAAUUUCAUCGACAGAUGAAGAUUUCAUAUGUGCCACGUUGGAUUGGUGGCCGCCUGAAAAGUGUGAUUAUGGCAAAUGUAGCUGGGGAUAUGCUUCUUUGCUUAAUGUGGAUCUCAAUAACUCAAUCUUCUUUAACGCGGUUAAAGCGUUUUCGCCGUUGAAAAUUAGAUUGGGCGGUACUCUGCAAAACAAAGUCUUCUAUCAGACUACACACAACAACAGAAAAUGCGUUCCUUUCAAGAAAAAUGCAUUGGAGAUGUUUGGUUUUACCAAAGGAUGUCUUUCGCUGAGGAGAUGGGACGAGCUGAAUUUGUUUUUCGCCAAAUCUGGUGCUCUCGUUAUCUUCGGAUUAAAUGCACUUCGAGGAAAAACAAUAUACAACAAUAAGGCAACCGGCCUUUGGCAUUCCAUGAAUGCUGCAUCUCUUAUACAAUACACAAUUGAAAAGGGUUACAAUAAUAUUUUUGGUUGGGAACUUGGUAACGAAUUGAGUGGAGACGAUGAAAUAGGAGUGGAAAUUGAUGUUGUUGAGUAUGCCUAUGAUACCAUUGCCCUACACCAAUUAAUAAAAGAUUUAUACAUGAAUGUUACGAUGAAGACACCACUGGUGAUGGCACCCGGAGGAUUCUUUAACAAGAACUGGUACACCCAAUUCAUUGAUAAAACUGUCGGCUCACUUAAUGUCAUCACCCAUCAUAUUUAUAAUGUCGGCGCAGGAAAUGAUCGCGAUGUUUUAGGUAGAAUUUUGAAUCCAUCUGCUCUUAAUAAUGAAAGCCACGUGUUCAAAGAGCUCCGAGAUGCUAUAUAUUUUUCGCGAAACCCAGCGGUUGUUAGUUGGGUUGGGGAAGGUGGAGGAGUUUGGAAAAGUGGUCGAGAGAAUGUUACAAAUAAAUUCGUCUUUGGAUUUUGGUACUUGGAUCAGCUAGGGCAAGCAUCGAUUUACGGUACAAGGACAUACUGCAGACAGUCAUUAAUUGGUGGUAACUAUGGUUUACUCGACACUAACACAUUUGUUCCGAAUCCAGAUUACUACAGUGCCCUUCUUUGGCACAAGUUAAUGGGACCAGGUGUUUUGUGGGUCGAAUAUAACGGGACUAAAAUGAUCCGUGCUUAUGCUCAUUGUGCUAAGAAAUCU